AUGCGAAUUUUACUAAAUGAAGUGCGGGCCCCGACAAGUUCCCAGAUGCAUAAAACUGUAGAUGAUCAAGAGCGAGUGACGUUCAGGGAAGCAUGUGAGGCCCACGGGCUGUUAGAAAAUGACAACCACUGGGGCGCAACUAUGGCUAAAGCCGUCCUUUGUUGCUCAGCAGCCAAAGUUAGGUACUUCUUUACAAUUUUAUUGAGCACUUGCGAACUAUCGAACCCCCUCCAGCUGAGGGAUAAAUACAUGGACGCUUUAUCAGAAGAUAGCGAGAAUAGGCUGAAUGACAUUCACAAUGACCUAAUAAUUAACGAAACUUUGGUAUUGAUUGAGGGUAAAAUGAUUUCCAUAUCUGGAAAGUUUCUCUCUGAUUUCGGCCUAUCCAUACCUCACCGAAGAGGGGAAUUAUAA
Argiope bruennichi is the source of this 414-nucleotide messenger RNA. RefSeq lists its product as uncharacterized. The record is from RefSeq and is a predicted model, not a curated record. The transcript has a single exon. NCBI's taxonomy places the organism in Eukaryota, Metazoa, Arthropoda, Arachnida, Araneae, Araneidae. The coding region runs from base 1 to 414 and encodes 137 amino acids.